Molecule: messenger RNA, 1673 nt
Organism: Nannochloropsis gaditana CCMP526
Exons: 1
Source: RefSeq, a predicted model, not a curated record
GCGAGGGAGGACAAGAGGACUACAGGUACUGGGAUAACGAUGCGAAUGACGACGCCGCACUGCCCGACUCAUCAGAGUACACCGCCGAGGAUCAGGAGAUGUACAACGAGCUGAAGCGACAGGAAAAGCAAGCCUUGCUCGACAAGAUCCUCAAGUCAAAGGCCCAGUCUCAGACCCAGUCUUCGUCCACCACAUUAAGCACCUCUUCCGCCUCGCCCAACAAGGGACAGCCCUCGCCGUACCUGGCUCGUAAGCUGCAGCAGCUCCAGGAUGUUGAAAAGCGCUUCCAGAAUGUGGAAACAUACAAGCCUCAAAGUACGUCCUGGGGCGAGUUUGCGCGACCGAAGAACAUUCCUGACGCCUUCGGGGGAGGCGUGCACAUCCCCGAGGGCGGUGUCACCCUGGAGGGGGACAAGGAAUGGCUGGCAAAGUACGAUACGCUGAUGGCUCAGGUGCGGGAAUACAAGAAGGGAGUCCAAGGCACGGUCCUGACCCCCCUCGAAAAGGCGGACGAGGAGCGUAUCAAGGUAGCGAGGACGCAGGCGCGUAAGUACAUGCUGCGAGGCGAAUACGAGGCCGCCAAGGCCGUGCUCCUCCCCUUCCGCAGCAUCUGCUCGGUACGGAGCUCAUUGGGCGCAUCCACGCUCAUGGAUUUAGCCAUGGCGCAUGAGGCAGUGUACGAGUUCAAGGAGGCCCAAGACAUCUACACGCAGGUCAGGAGCUCGCCCGUGAAGGACCUGCGGGCCAAGGCGAAAGCGCUCAACCUGGGUGCGGAGGCCAUGAAGAAGCUGGGGCUCGGCUCCAAAAGCAAUGUAAACCCACGCAACAUGAUCAAUUUCGCCUACAUACCGGGGCAGAUCGAAGGGAGCUACGGCCUCUAUAUGAAGGGAAAGAGCAGCCCUAGUCCGGACGACUCCAUGUCGGGGCUCCGCAUCGAAUCAGUAGCUCAGGCCCUUGAGGUACUUGAAGACGCCGUAAUAGCCCAGGGUGUGGGCGUCCGCUUCGAUGCAAUAAAUGCUGCCCUGCGAGUGGUGCACCAAGAUGUCUUGCGCAGCGAUUUUGCGUCGGAAGGUCCCUCUCGACGCCUGGCCCCUGUCCCCGUCCAAGACCUAGAUGGUCGGUGGCGGUGCCGCCUCACUGCCCAUCAAGAAAGCGUCGAUUUCCUCACCAAGGUUGACGUCUGGCAGCGGGUUGAGUCUGAGACUAGGACAAUUACCGGAAAGCUAGUCGUGUCGCCAUUCGAAGUUGUACGGGACGUAAAAGUCGCAUUUACAUUCGACGGCACGGGGCGCGUGUUAAAUUAUGGGGUUGAGGGGUCCAUGGCUAGUACAUUGGGGAUUCCUACUGGACUGCCACACACAUUACGGGUCCUCGCCAUCACUGACACCAUGUUGGUAACUGCUAGAUCGUCGGAUGCGAAAGGUACGACUCCAAAGGAGUCAUACGAGGCGCGAUUUGCGGUGUGGACACGGGCGGGAUAAGCAGUAGGGCUCCAAUUAGUUUGUGUAUAUACCUGCAUGUUGAUGGCAGAAGCUGUCAUGCGUUAGUAAUUUGAUAGGUCCAAUAAAUUAUGUAUUGAGUGGCGAGUAAUAAACAAUGAACCAGUGAAAGCCGAGUCAUAAGCUUCCCGGUGGUGGGGGGGAGGUUAUGAGGAGGUUAUCGAGGGAUCGAUA